Molecule: messenger RNA, 906 nt
Organism: Chondrus crispus (carragheen)
Lineage: Eukaryota; Rhodophyta; Florideophyceae; Gigartinales; Gigartinaceae
Exons: 2
Coding region: 1-429 (142 amino acids)
Source: RefSeq, a predicted model, not a curated record
AUGGCUCGCCUCUUCAUCACCAGUGCCGUGGCGCUAUUCGCCCUUUCUGUAACCGUGCAGGCUAUUGCGACUGCCACUGAAACCGACAUGCAAGUGACUGCCCGUCACGAGGGAAGCGAUGACUCCAUGCCCACGAAGGUUGUGUUCGCAUGCAGCAAGCUAACGUCAAAGUCGCGUUUCUUGAAGUGCACAAGCUGCACGACACUGUGUGGGAAGAGAUUUGGAGUCAAGGGUACCAUGAUAAGGCAUGUGGUCGGUCACGAUAGUGAUGGGGACGGUGAUGACGACACAGACAAGAUCAUGCGCCUCAUCUACUUGUGCAAUCGCAAUGAGAGAUGCUUGAAGUGCCGCGCCGGCUGCAGACGUCGAUUUGGGCUGAAGAAAACCAUCAUGCCGGGUGGCGCGGGGGAGGAGAGCGCAAGGCGGUAAGGCUUUGGGGACAGGAGAUGGCACUGUUGUGUGUCGAAAAAAUGAAGUCGAGCACCUUCGUCGCGACUAUGGGUGAGGGCAUGUGGCGUCGUCUUCCUGUCUCUUCACGUACAGUUCGCAUUGUAGGGAGAGUUCUGUUGAGGUUGUGCAUUUAUUUUGUUAGAGUUGCCGCACAAGAACCGCUUUUACACUGCAUUGCACGUGCAGAUGCGGUUUCAGUGCGUUGUAGCUUGUGUGAAGUAGUCAAGCUCAAUUCUGAUGGGUUGAGGGAAUCAAUACUGCAGCAUGAUAGACACGGGCCAUCAACUAUGGGUCUGAUCAUACCGAAAUUACUCUGCCCCUCGACUCUCCGUCUUUCAGGAUUGAUUAGCUGCUCGUACUUGUUAUGGCUCUACAGAAAAGCAUUCGAAUCCUUUGAUCCAUAGGGCCAAAGUACCGAAGCCUGGUUAGGGGCGUAUAAAGCAACCGAAAAUUAUU